AAAAUUUGACAUUUUUAUAAAAUUGAUGGAUAUUUAUAUAGCUGUACAAUUAUAAUUUGGUAAAAAUUGUGAUAAUUUUUUUUUUUUUUUUAAUUAAUCAGUGAUUAAAAGAAAAUUGUAAGAGAAAUCAUUUGCAAUAAUUUUAGAAUAUUCUCUAACACGUGAAGGUUACUCCGAAAAUUUUUCAAAUUGUUGGAAUUUUUCAAUAAAAUUUUAAAUAUGGGAAAACGAGCAUGUGGCUUUAUAAUAUUUCGAAGAUUUAAAGGAUCAAUUGAAUAUUUAUUAAUGCAAACCUCAUACGGUCAUCAUCAUUGGACUCCUCCGAAAGGUCAUGUUGAUAAAUGUGAGAGUGAUUUUCAAACUGCUCUUCGAGAAACAGAGGAAGAAGCUGGCUUUUCUCAGGAUGAUAUGAAAAUAUUUACCGAUUCUAAACAUGAAAUGGAAUAUUUAGUGAAGGGAAGACCUAAAAUUGUGAUAUAUUGGUUAGCAGAAUUAGUCAAUAAGAAUAAAGAAGCUCGUUUAUCCAGAGAACAUCAAGACUUUAAAUGGCUUCCCAUUGAAGAGGCUUGUGUCUUGUCUGAAUAUUCAGAAAUGCAAGAUGCUUUGAAAAAUAGUCAUAAAUAUAUUAUUGAAAAACUUAUUUCUUCUGAGUGAUAAUUCAAAUUUUAUCAAAAAGAAGCAAAUUUUAAACACAGCAUAAUUUCUACAAAAUUUACGUUAAAUAUUGCAAAAAAAAUUAAGUUAGACAUUUUAGUAAUUGAAUUUUUUAUUUUUAUUUUUAUUUAUAGACAGCUAUUUUUUUUGAUAAUUUUUAUUGUACCUGUUGUUUUUCGAUGAAUUUUGUUGAAAAUUUAAAAAAAAUAUUUGCAUAAUAAUGUGUACCUAUAAAAUUCUGUGUCUCAAAUCGAUUAAAUUACAGACACAUUUAGAAAUUACUUUUUUUUGUUACAAUUUUACAGAACUAUUUUUAUUUAUUUAUUUGUUUUUUUUUUAAAUAUUCUUUGUUGAAUCAAUUUUUGUUAAUAGUUAUUUUUUGAUGAAUUUAAUAGGAACUAAAUAUUCUUGCAUAAUAAUUUGUUAUAAAAAUUUGUGUCUUCUGAAAUCGAUUAAAAAGACUCAAAUUGAUAAAUAUUUUUUUGUUAUAAUGUAUAUGACUUACAAAACUGAUUUUAUUUCCUUAUUAAUUUUUGAUACUCUUUGUUGUAAUUAUUCAAAAAUUAUUGAAUUAUUAUUUUUAUUUUCAAAAAUUAAAAUUUUGAAAUGUUUAAACAAAAUUAAUUUAUCAGCGAAUUGUUAAUAUUUUUUUUUCGACGAAUUUUGUAAUACCUGAAAAUAUCAGCGAAUUGUUAAAUUUCUUUUUUUAAUUUUGUAAUAGCUGCAAAAAAAUAAAUUGUUAAUAAAAGAAUCUAACUUA
This is a messenger RNA of Leptopilina boulardi, 1414 nucleotides long. RefSeq names its product bis(5'-nucleosyl)-tetraphosphatase [asymmetrical] (gene Apf). The coding region runs from base 220 to 654 and encodes 144 amino acids. The record is from RefSeq and is a predicted model, not a curated record. NCBI's taxonomy places the organism in Eukaryota, Metazoa, Arthropoda, Insecta, Hymenoptera, Figitidae. Gene Ontology annotation, molecular function: bis(5'-nucleosyl)-tetraphosphatase (asymmetrical) activity. The transcript is spliced from 2 exons. Gene Ontology annotation, biological process: AMP biosynthetic process; ATP biosynthetic process.